Messenger RNA from Manihot esculenta (cassava), 726 nucleotides. RefSeq names its product ethylene-responsive transcription factor ERF020. Gene Ontology annotation, molecular function: DNA-binding transcription factor activity; DNA binding. Lineage: Eukaryota; Viridiplantae; Streptophyta; Magnoliopsida; Malpighiales; Euphorbiaceae. The record is from RefSeq and is a predicted model, not a curated record. The transcript has a single exon. Gene Ontology annotation, biological process: regulation of DNA-templated transcription. The coding region runs from base 20 to 544 and encodes 174 amino acids.
UUCACACCUUCAAACAAACAUGAGUGAUGCAACUCACCUCGUUAAUCAAGAGAGCUCCAGUGAAAGAGCAUCUGAUCAGAGGAAAUACAAGGGAGUUCGCCGAAGAAAAUGGGGAAAAUGGGUAUCGGAAAUCAGAGUGCCUGGCACGCAAGAACGACUCUGGUUAGGUUCUUAUUCCACACCAGAAGCUGCUGCAGUGGCUCAUGAUUUAGCUUCUUAUUGUUUAAGAGGACAACAACGUUCGUCUUCAGUGAAUAGUCGUCUAAACUUUCCUUUAGUAUUGCCUACAAAUUUACGACCUGACAUGUCACCUAAAUCCAUACAGAAAGUAGCUUCAGAUGCUGGCAUGGCAAUUGAUGCGCAAAUGAUAUUAAACGGGACUCAAUCACCUGGUAAUGAAUCCAGAGGCAAUGCAAGUGAUUGUACAAUUCUUAGAUCAUCAGAGCCAGAGAUAAACUUGGAAAAUGUUAUGAGUAAUUAUGGAGAAACUUAUUCCGGAGAUAGUGGAGAAAGCUUAAGCAUCUCUGUUGAAGAUUAUUUAUAGUUUAAGCUCAUUUCAUUGGCUUUUUUAACCUCUCUCGAUGUGUUUCUAUAUAGCUAAUGGUAAAGAAAUCAAAUAUUUUAUGCCAAUUUGUGCUAUUUGCUAGAUUGCAUAUGAGAUAAUGCUUUAAAUAUAUAUAUUAUUUAAAAUAAAUAUUAGUAAAAUUUGGGUAUUGAUCAUAUUUG